Molecule: messenger RNA, 1689 nt
Organism: Austrofundulus limnaeus
Lineage: Eukaryota; Metazoa; Chordata; Actinopteri; Cyprinodontiformes; Rivulidae
Gene: uck1
Product: uridine-cytidine kinase 1
Exons: 7
Coding region: 98-919 (273 amino acids)
Molecular function (GO): kinase activity; ATP binding
Source: RefSeq, a predicted model, not a curated record
UCACAAUGAUCGCCUCGCGAGAAUCCGACUGAAUUGCUAGCUGCUACAACACUACCAAAACAGUGCUUCUGCAAAUCGCAUUAUCCGUGUGAACGCAAUGAAUACCGUCGAAGUCCUUGAGGAGGGAGAAAAGCUAAGACAUCGCCCGUUUUUGAUUGGGGUUAGCGGAGGAACGGCCAGUGGAAAGUCCACAGUUUGUGCGAAGAUCAUGGAGCUCCUUGGCCAAAACAAGGUGGACCACCGCCAGAGGAAAGUAGCCAUCAUCAGCCAGGACAGCUUCUACAAAGUCCUGACCCCAGAUCAGAAGGCAAAAGCUCUUAAAGGCCAGUACAACUUUGAUCACCCAGAGGCAUUCGACAAUGAAUUAAUGUACAAAACUUUAAAGGAUAUUGUGGAAGGAAACGUGGUUGAAGUUCCAACAUAUGACUUUGUCACCCACUCCAGGUUGGAAGACAGGAUCACCUUUUACCCAGCAGAUGUGGUCCUCUUUGAGGGGAUUCUGGUUUUCUACCCACAGAAAGUGCGUGAAAUGUUUCACAUGAAGCUCUUUGUGGACACUGAUUCAGAUGUCCGACUGUCUCGCAGAGUCCUGCGAGACAUGAGCAGAGGGAGAGACCUGGAUCAGAUUCUCAAUCAGUACACGACUUUUGUAAAGCCUGCUUUUGAGGAGUUUUGUUUGCCUACCAAGAAAUACGCAGACGUCAUCAUUCCAAGGGGAGUUGAUAAUAUGGUGGCCAUCAACCUGAUUGUGCAGCACAUCCAAGACAUUCUGAAUGGGGAUAUUUGCAAAUGGCAGCGUGGCUCCGCUAACGGACGAGGCUUCAAACGGAUGAGCUCUGAGCAGAGUGACCUGCAGAACGGAUCCACUAACCCUCCAACGAAGAGAGCUCUGCUGGAGCCCAGCAGUCGGCCUCACUGAGACGCGUAUGUAAAUGGAAGGAUUUGGACUAGAAUUUGAGUCAAAAUUGCUGCUGUUGUUUGCAGAAAGGGUUCGAAACUGUCGCCUUUUGUAGUUUUAAAACCGGUAAUAAUCCAGUGUUGCAAUUAUUCAAGCCUGCAACCUUAUUUUAUCAUAAUUACUGCUGUGUAACCAGUAUUAUCAUAGCAAAUAGUCUUCCAUAAUAGUUUUUGUACAUUAUUAUAUAUACUGUAUAUAUGUGUGUGUAAUUCUUGAAAUUAUAAACAUGACCUGUUACCGAAUGGGUCUUGUAAUUGAGGGUAGGAUUAGUUUAAUUUAAGUCAUGCUUUUGCACUUUAGUGAUCACAUAGGACUUAAUAUUAUUUAAUAUUUCAAAUGUUAACUUGUUUGUGUAGUCUUUUGUAUUCAUCACAUGUUGUGCUAGAUGGGUAUUUUUAAAACUUAUAAAUCAUUUUUAUUUUUUUUGUUAAGGCAGCCAAAACUCCAAGCUUUAAGGCGGUGCUCUCAAACAGUUACAGCUUGGUGAGACCAAACAACACUUAGAAGAGGGAUUUGUAUGAGAGUUCAGCUUCCAUAAAUGGAGCAUCCCUUUGUAAUUUCAAAAAUGUUGUUUGAAUAAAGCUCGUCAGACAAGUAGUAAAAUUAUCUUCUCAAAACAAACUUAAAAAUCACAUUUCAUGCCCUGCAUAGAUUGUUGUUUUUUUCUGGUUCAUGCCUUAUUUCCCCAUUUACUGUAUGUAAUAUAAUGAAUUAAAUUCUUUUCUGAUGUA